AGUCUAACCUUCUGUGUUGAUACAUGAAUGCUGGUACCCACUUACAGGGAUGCCAGAUGAUCAGUGCAGAAUGAAGGUCCCAGGAGAAAGGAUCACAUGGUUUUCUCUGCCCUGUGACGUCACUAGCAGAUGGCAUGGGUACCAGCUCUGGCAGUUGGCAUCAAUGUCACUUUUUAGAGAUCAAUGAGAUAGUGCAGAGAUACACAGAUCUAGACUCCAGGAGACGAUGCGACAUUCAGACUGAAAAGAUUUGGAAGGCAAAAAAUGAAAACUGAGUAUUGAAUGAAAUAAAAAGCUAAGGUAACUUAAGAUUAUAGAACCAUGUUAACACUACCAUUUGAUGAGUCUGUUGUAAUGCCAGAAUCCCAGAUGUGCAGAAAGUUUUCCAGAGAAAGUGAGGAUCAAAAGCAAAUUAAGAAGCCAGAAAGCUUUUCAAAGCAGAUUGUACUCCGAGGAAAGACUAUCAAAAGGGCCGCUGGAGAAGACACAGAAAAAGAAGAGGAGGAAGAAGACAGAGAGGAGGAGGAUGAGAAUGGUUUGCCUAGAAGGAGGGGCCUUAGAAAAAAAAAGACAACCAAGAUAAGAGUGGAAAGGGUCAAAUUCAGGCGGCAAGAAGCCAAUGCUAGAGAAAGGAACAGGAUGCAUGGCCUGAAUGAUGCUCUGGACAAUUUAAGAAAAGUGGUCCCUUGUUAUUCAAACACAAAAACUGUCUAAAUAGAAACUUUAAGACUAGCCAAAAACUAUAUUUGGGCUCUUUCUGAAAUCCUGCGUAUUGGCAAGAGACCUGACCUGCUCACGUUCGUCCAAAACUUGUGCAAAGGUCUAUCCCAGCCAACUACAAACUUGGUGGCAGGGUGCCUGCAGCUGAAUGCCAGAAGUUUCUUGAUGGGUCAGACGGGGGAAAGUGCCCAUCACACAAGGUCACCAUAUUCCAGCUUCUAUCCUCCCUAUCACAGUCCUGAGCUCAGCACUCCCCCAGGGCAUGGAACUCUUGACAAUUCCAAGUCUAUGAAACCCUACAAUUACUGCAGUGCUUACGAAUCUUUCUAUGAAAGCACUUCCCCUGAGUGUGCCAGCCCACAGUUUGAAGGUCCCUUAAGUCCUCCCCCAAUUAACUAUAAUGGGAUAUUUUCCCUGAAGCAAGAAGAUGCCUUGGACUAUGGCAAAAAUUACAAUUAUGGCAUGCAUUACUGUGCAGUGCCACCCAGGGGUCCCCUUGGGCAGAGCUCCAUGUUCAGGUUGCCUACCGAGAGCCACUUCCCUUAUGACUUACAUCUGCGCAGCCAGUCUCUCACCAUGCAAGAUGAAUUAAAUGCAGUUUUUCAUAAUUAAUGAGGAAAAUGAAAAUAAACAGUGGUCAUUCACCUCCCCGUCUAAUUAAGACAAAGCAGAUGCUUGUGCACUGCAUAAUGGGCACAACUCUAUUUAACGUGUUUACUAGUUUCUAAAGUGUGUUUCAACUAUUGUGGGAAUUUUCUAUGUACUAAUAAAUCCUUUUUCUUAUACAUAUUUUCCCUUUUGUUUUUUUGUCUGUAAACACUGUGAAAUUGUUUCUAACCAGAGACUUAUUCUUUUUUUCCACCCUAUUCGCUUGAUUCAUUGAACAGUGUGUCUAAACAAUAUAACUGACAGAAACGCAUACACACUGUCUAAAGUGAAUGUCUGUUUCAAUUGUACAGUAACUAUACAAAUGCAUGUUAUUAAAAUCAGAUGAGUAAAAUGAUGUAUUUAUAAUUAUUAGAAAUUAUAUAUUAUGUAUUUGAGAAGAACUGGAUUUUAAAAAAUUAUUCAGAAUUUUAAAAGAACUGUCCCUAAAUUGAGAUGGUCUUGCAAGAUUGCAGGGAGUUAGUGCAGCAAUAUUUAAAGCUAUGCAAAAAAAUUAUUUUCUUUGAUUUGGGGGAAGAAAAAUAUAGGUGAUCACCUCUGAGAAUUAUUCCGCUUAAAAUCUGGAGUGGUUGCUGAUAGGGGCUACAUAACAUUUUAGAAAAUGUUGUCAAAAUUUUGCAUCAGUUAUUUUAACAUAAUAAUACAAUGGUAUCAGCACUUUUUUGUAUUUUACUGACUUCAGAUGUAAGGGUUUGUUAUAACAAUGUAUUACUGUGGUUUUUUCACUACAUAUUUUAAAUGCGAUUAAACAUAGAUGUUUCCAGUCAUAAAG
Molecule: messenger RNA, 2158 nt
Organism: Dermochelys coriacea (leatherback sea turtle)
Lineage: Eukaryota; Metazoa; Chordata; Testudines; Dermochelyidae
Gene: NEUROD6
Product: neuronal differentiation 6
Biological process (GO): nervous system development; regulation of DNA-templated transcription
Molecular function (GO): protein dimerization activity
Source: RefSeq, a predicted model, not a curated record